Messenger RNA from Gymnodraco acuticeps, 5123 nucleotides. It is a transcript of the gene mxd4, whose product is annotated as MAX dimerization protein 4. The transcript is spliced from 6 exons. Lineage: Eukaryota; Metazoa; Chordata; Actinopteri; Perciformes; Bathydraconidae. Gene Ontology annotation, molecular function: protein dimerization activity; RNA polymerase II cis-regulatory region sequence-specific DNA binding; DNA-binding transcription factor activity, RNA polymerase II-specific. Gene Ontology annotation, biological process: regulation of transcription by RNA polymerase II. The coding region runs from base 186 to 821 and encodes 211 amino acids. The record is from RefSeq and is a predicted model, not a curated record.
UCUCUGAGUUUUAGUUAGGUGCUGUUGAUACUGUAGUUUGGAGUCACCAAGACUCAGAACUGAAUAUAGCAGCACACGUUCAUCGCUCUGAAACAGUUUUUAAAAUUUCCAUUACAUAAUCCCAUGACUUGUACAUUUGUGUAAAUAGAUAUUUUCUAUUUUUUUUAUAUCGAGACAACGACGAGAUGGAACUUAAUUCUCUUCUUAUUCUGCUGGAGGCUGCAGAGUACUUGGAAAGAAGAGACAGAGAGGCAGAACACGGUUAUGCGUCUGUUUUACCGUACAUGGACGACUUUUCCAGUAAGAAAACGAAAGCCUCGCCAAUUUCCCGCAAAACUCACAACAAUAGAUCAUCGCACAACGAGUUGGAGAAACACAGACGUGCCAAACUACGGCUGUACUUGGACCAGUUGAAGAAGCUGGUGCCUUUGGGUCCAGACAGCACAAGACACACCACACUGAGCUUGCUGAAAAGGGCCAAGAUGCACAUCAAGAAGCUGGAGGAGCUGGACAAGAAGGCUUUAAACACGAAGGAGCAGCUGCAGAGAGAGCACCGCUACCUCAAACGCCGCCUGGAGCAGCUUUCUGUCUCCGGAUCCUCGGAGCGCAUCCGCACCGACAGCAUGGGCUCCACCAUCUCCACCGACUCUGAGCAAGACGUGGACAUCGAGGGCAUGGAGUUCACUCCCGGCGAGGUGGACAGCGUGGACAGCAUCAGCGACGGCGAGGAGGAGGAGGACCACUACAGCCUCCAGAGCAGCUCCAGCGACACCAGUUACACAGCCACACAUUCCCACAGACUGCAGCCGCACCACUGUUAGGACGCCGAGCGGACAUCCACCUCCCAACCAGCUUCCUCCCCCACGCUUCCCCCCCCCCUCACCUAUACCUUCCCCGACCAUUUUCCGCCCGCAAACCUCCAUCAGACCGGUCCACAGCGGAGAUGAACCCCCCCUUCUCCUGGCCCCGGCUCUACAGGAAAUGCCACUCAAAAAGCCUUCCUGACCCCCCUGACCACUGACCCUACCUCACCCUACUGUAUCCUGCCUGAACUCGCACCACCCCGCCCCCCCCCUUCACACCCCCUGCCCUCCCACUGCCAUCACACCCCCUUACCUAGUGUUGCCACAGGCUCAUAGAGAGCAGAGCAGAGUUUGUGGGUUUUAUUGGGGACUUCUGUGGUGUGGUGGACAGCUUUGACUUGUUAAUCGUGUGUGUGUGUGUGUGUGUGUGUGUGUGUGUGUGUGUGUGUGUGUGUGUGUGUGUGUGUGUGUGUGUGUGUGUGUGUGGUGUGUGUGUGUGGUGUGUGUGUGUGUGUUGUGUGUGUUGUGUGUGUGUGUGUGUGUGUGUGUGUUGUGUGUGUGUGUGUGUUGUGUGGGUUGUGUGUGUGUGUGUGUGUGUGCGAAUAUGUAAGAGAGAAAGAACAAGCGAGGGAGUUUAGGAGGGUUAAAAAACAAAAUAUAGACUUCCUGUAAUCUCUAUAAGGCCAUAGCAACCCCAGACAGGCACCGUGUUUGUGAUGUAAAAGGUAAAGCACUUCUGCAUUCUCUGCAAUAUUUGCAACACGCAAAGGUAUUUACAUCACACAGUAUCUUCCCUUUACACAAUAUAAGAUUUACCGGAGCAGCUAUUGCAGGCGUCACGCACUUUCCUUGAAACGAUGAAAAAUGGAGAAGGUUAGAGUAAUAGUUUGACAUUUUGGGGAAAUGUAUAGCUUUCGUUUUGAGCCGUUUCUCCUACAAUUCCAGUCUUUAUGCUAAGCUAAGCGACCGCUGGCUGUAGCUUCACAUUUAGCAAACAGACGUAUGGUAUCGAUCUUCUCAUCUAACUAAGCUUCUUUUUUCCCAAAAUGUAAAACUAUUCCUUUAUUUGUUCCCCAUUUUCAUGUCAAAGUGCUGCGUCUGUGUCACUAAAAAUAGGACGUUUUCAGUAGCUACGUCUGCACACAAAUGCAUGCAUCUUCAAAACAGGGCUGAUUUCUGGCCAAAGACAAUCUGAAAAACGUACAGAGCUGUAGCAGAGAAUAAUUAUUGUAUAUAGACGCACAGUUACUGUCUCCCUGUGGUCGGGUUGCCUCACCACUACUCCACACUACUGACCACUACACUAUACCACCCUAUGGUGUGGAUGGACUACUAAGUCAAUUGAAAAAAGGAGUUGCCUCAUUACUAAAAACUCUAUUCCUUAAAGAUUGAUUCAAAUCUUGUGAUUCCUUCUCAGUAGCGAAUUGAUGUAGCAAUAAAUACGAGAGGCAGGUUGUUCCUCUGAGUGUUUAAACAAUUCUGGAGGACCAUGAGGCGUCACGGAGACUUUUACCUGUUCAACGGCCAGUGGGUGUUAACUGAGAGCGGACCAGCGGAAAAAGGAGCAAUUCUCCUUUUUCUUGUUCACUAAUGGAUCCCUCUCUGUGCUCACAACGCCAUUUACCCAGAAUUCCCAUUCCUCUACAGCUUUGUUGCUUUUUCAACAGUAUUCAGGUGUGUCCGGAUGUUUGUCUGUCUUUCUGAUUAACAAGUCAAAGCUGUGAAUUUGGAGAGAAAAAAUGUAAAAGAUAAAAAAAAAGGGCCAGCUCUAAGGACGUGUUUUCUGUAGAGGCGUUUGCUUUAGCUUAUAACUAAUCACAUUCAGUUUCUUUAACAAAGACUAAUAGUUAUUUUUCUCUGCUAUCUGUUACUUGUCUCCAGGGCUUGUAAUUGAUUCACGAUAGUCACUAUUGACGGAAGGGGCGCUUCUGUCGCUCUCUGACCAUUUAAUAAUCAUUAGGCCUCAGUCUGGCAGUCUUUAGAGCUUGGCAUUCAAACACUUGAAAACAAAAAAGACCUGUCCACCAUGGCAGGUCUGCCAAAAAACUAUAAAAAAACUACAAAAGACUCAAGAACACAAAAAACAAAAGAAGCAACAUGUCACUCAAAGUGAUGUUAGCCAGUGUAGUCUAUAUUUCUUGUAUUACAUUUUGUAUUAUAUUUUCCUAAAUGUUCUCUUGUAAUGAAAAGACAAAAAAGAGCAAGUAUAUCUAUCUAUAUAUAAAUGUAAAAUAUAAAUAUAUAUGAGAGACAGACGGACGUGAGGUCAGGCUUGUUGAAGGGAGAGUGGGGGCAGGGGAGCUGAUACACUGGCCCCUCUCCCUUGGGUGACUCUCCUGCUGUCAUUCUGUGCCUUGGUGAGCCUUCGACCUCCCCCCCCCCCCCCCCCCCCCCCACCUCCUCCUCCUCACCCUCGCUCCCUACUCAGGUCACACUCCCCCUUCUCUUUGUCCCACCCUCCCUCUGGUGGGAGAUUUCCACCAUUUACCAUGCCAAAACACUUCCAUGAGCAAUGGGCACUUGAAGAGAAGAUCUCAUUAUAAAUACAUUUGAAAAAAACCCCUCUCUCUACUGUUGUUUUAGGCACCCCCCCCCCCCCCCCCCCCCCCCCAAAGACCCUGACGCCCGCUCGUCUGCCAGCGCUGCCUCUGUCACAGAACAUGUUUUCAAAACCACACACUGGUAAACUCCCAUGGCAGCUUCCAGUCACCCCCAAUAACCACCAACGGGGCUCAAAACUUCUGGGCUUGAAGCAAGUUUUUAUUUUGUUUUUGUUAAUUUACUUUUGUUCUUUGUUGACUAUUUGUUCGUUCAAUGGGAGUCACUGGGAUGGGAGUGAUAAAAUAAUCCAAUCGAUGGCAGCUUAAAGGUGUAAUCCUCCGCGCUCCCAGUGGUCCGUCCCAGUAAAAGUGUUACCCGCUGAUCAGGGGACCUCUUGAGACACAGCAAUAUUACCAUCUCGUGCUUUCUGGGGGUGGGCGGGGGGGUUUAAAGGCAAGCAGGCAGUUUGGCUUUUGACUCUGUGGUGCAUUUUAUGGUGACCAACUCUACAUUUUGUUUUGAUGACCUCCUAUCUGCACUCUCUCCAUACACUGCAGGAGGGCAACAAAAAAAACUAGAGUUUAAAAAACGUUUGAAAAGCUGUUUUUUUUUUAUAUUUGUCAUCAAGAGUUUACAUUUAUGUCAAUGGAUUUGUACAUGACUGUAUCAGAAAUGUCAGAAAUGAACAACGAAGCGAACCAGAUGAAUGCAUAAAGUGAUUCUCUUGCACAGAACCUCCCAGCGGAAACCUGACCGAGUGAAUGGGACGAGGGCCAGAUAUGAGAUUAUAAUAAAUGGCAUUAUUGAAAAAUGUACAUAGCACACUCAGAAGGGCUUUGAACAGCUGACUGGACGGCGACGCGGUAACAUUUAGUCUGAAUGCUGGAUGGAUAGUGUUUAUGGACAAUCUUUUAAUGAUGUGCCUUAAAAAAAGUUAUUUUCAGAGAUGGUACAAAUAAAUGAAGAUGGUUCAAUCAGGUAGAAGCCCCUUUAAGAGGAAACAGAAUAUGUUACUGCCUCUUUCUUUAUAAAAUAAGGUUCAUAUUUAUGGGACUCUUCAUUAAAACUCCUUUUGAGAUUAAAGCACGAUUUAAGAGUCAUCAGAGCGAGCACAGGCGUGGUUUGAUAUUUGCUUUCAUGUUGCUGUUGCAGAGAUUUACUUCAGCGUGUUGGGUUUUUUCUAAGAGCACAAAAGCACAGUGUGAUAUUUGGGGAAGUCAGCAGGCAGAGAGAGAGAGAGAGGGUGGGAGGUGGGAUGAAAUCAGAAACAGAACCACCAUCCUAUUGCUCAGCGGUGGUUCUUACAUAAACAGACACUUCCAUUAAAUAUGAUUCCUGCCAAAAAAAAUUGUCACUUUUUAAACCUUCCAUGCAGAAUGAUCUGUAAUGUGAUUUCAGGCGACUAGCUUUAAGUACUUGUAGGCUUUAGGUCAGCAUCCCGCUAUCCAGACCCCCAGCCUUUUUGUCUUUUCUCCUUUUUAUUUUGUUCAUCUUCUGUACCCAGAGGCUUGCUGGGAUUUGUAGUGGAGGGGGGAGGGGGGGGGGGAGUUAGUUGUGGGCUGACAUACUGUGCAGAGAAGGGAGAGUUCUGUGCCAGAGACCUGUGAAUAUGUUCCUUUUUAGCGAAUGUGUAAUAUGCAUUCAGAAGAUGUUAUAUAUAAGUUCCUUUUUUUUGUUUUGUGUGAGUACACAUGUACCUGGUGCUGGCUACAUUUUGGCAAACACAUGAAGGUAUUGUGCAUUCUCUCAUUGUAAUAUAAUUAAAAUGUUUUAUACAUA